Molecule: messenger RNA, 1314 nt
Organism: Fusarium keratoplasticum
Lineage: Eukaryota; Fungi; Ascomycota; Sordariomycetes; Hypocreales; Nectriaceae
Exons: 2
Coding region: 1-1314 (437 amino acids)
Biological process (GO): fungal-type cell wall organization
Cellular component (GO): cell surface; fungal-type cell wall
Source: RefSeq, a predicted model, not a curated record
AUGAAGAACCUCAUCACUUACACGCUCGCCGCGACAUUGGCCGCUGGCGCCACUGCUCACCAGCACCAGCACGUCCACAACCGUCGCCAUGCCGGUUCCAAGGUCCAGAAGCGCGGUGCCAGCGUUGUCACCGAGUACGUCGUUGCUGCCACCGAGACCGUCUACGAGCUCGCCGGAAAGAAGCUUGGUCAAGAAGAGGCCAAGGCCGGUCUCGAUGGCGGCAACCUGAUCAUCGUUGGCGAAUCCAACCCUACCUACCAGCCUCCCCCUCCUGCCGAGACCACCCAGCCCGAGCCCCAGAAGCAGAAGGCUGAGAUUGGCGCUCAGUUCUACCAGUCCAAGGAGGUCACCUCUGCCCCUGCUGCGGCAGCUCCCACCACUGUUGCCGAGGUUGUCUCCUCGGUUGCUGCUGAGAAGCCCAAUGCCAAGACUUCCUCCAACUCCAACUCUGGCUCCUCCUAUGGCGGCAGCAGCGGUGGCUCGGGUGUUAGCAAGAAGUUCGAGAGCGGCAAGGUUCCCUGCAGCACCUUCCCUUCGGAGUACGGUGCUGAGGCUCUCGACUGGCUCAAGCUGGGUGGCUGGUCCGGUAUUCAGUACGUUCCCGACUUUACCCUGGGCUCGUUGACCAUCACCACGAUCCACACUGCUAUCAAGGGCGACAAGUGCAAGAAGGGUGCCAUGUGCUCUUAUGCCUGCCCUGCUGGAUACCAGAAGACUCAGUGGCCCAAGGCCCAGGGCUCCACCAAGGAGUCCGUUGGUGGUCUUUACUGUAACGACGAGGGCUUCCUUGAGCUUACCCGCGACGGCUACGACACCCUCUGCGAGCCCGGUGUUGGCGGUGUCUCCAUCCAGAACGACUGCGACGAGGACAUCGUUACCUGCCGAACCGAUUACCCCGGAACCGAGAACAUGGUCAUUCCCGCCCUUGCCUCUGCUGGUGGCAGCGUCGACAUCUGCAACCCUGAGCAGGACAAGUACUACAUCUGGGACGGCUCUGGCACCUCGGCUCAGUACUACGUUAACAAGAAGGGAUACAGCGUCGAGGACGCUUGUGUCUGGGACAGCCCCAAGGGCAAGGACGCCGGUAACUGGGCUCCCGUUGUCCUCGGUGUUGGCCAGGCCGCCGACGGCAUCACCUACAUCUCCAUCUUCCAAAACCUGCCCACAAGCGAUGCUCCACUUGACUUCAACAUCGAGAUCACUGGAGACGUCAACUCCGAGUGCUCGUACAUCGACGGCAAGUGGACUGGCGGCGCCAGCGGCUGCACUACUGGCAUGAAGUCUGGUGGCAAGGCCAUCGUCCGAUACUUUUAG